Molecule: messenger RNA, 2050 nt
Organism: Propithecus coquereli (Coquerel's sifaka)
Lineage: Eukaryota; Metazoa; Chordata; Mammalia; Primates; Indriidae
Product: WW domain-binding protein 11-like
Biological process (GO): mRNA cis splicing, via spliceosome
Cellular component (GO): spliceosomal complex
Source: RefSeq, a predicted model, not a curated record
CCGAGAGGCUGACUGAAAGGCCCUAGAAAGUAAAAGAGGCUGGGAGUUGCCCCCUCCCUGCUUCUCACAGCUCUGGGAGCCCAGCAGAAGUGGUUUUUUUUUCUCUUAAUGAACAAGUAAACCACACAGAUUGUCAACAUGGGACGGAGAUCUACAUCAUCCACCAAGAGUGGAAAAUUCAUGAACCCUACAGACCAAGCUCGAAAGGAAGCCCGGAAAAGAGAAUUAAAGAUGAACAAAAAACAGCACAUGAUGGUACGAGCUGCAGUUUUGAAGAUGAAGGAUCCCAAACAGAUUAUUCAGGACAUGGAGAAAUCGGAUGAAAUGGAAUUUAACCCAGUGCAACAGCCACAGUUAAAUGAGAAAGUACUGAAAGACAAGCGUAAAAAGCUGUGUGAAACCUUUGAACGUAUUCUACGACUUUAUGAAAAAGAGAAUCUGGAUAUUUACAAAGAACUGGGAAAGCUAGAAGUAGAAUAUGAACAGAAGAGGGCUCAACUUAGCCAGUAUUUUGAUGCUGUCAAGAAUGCUCAGCAUGUGGAAGUGGAGAGUAUUCCUUUGCCAGAUAUGCCACAUGGUCCUUCCAACAUUUUGAUCCAGGACAUUCCACUUCCUGGUGCCCAACCACCCUCCAUCCUUAAGAAAACCUCAGCCUAUGGACCUCUAACUCGGGCAGUUUCUAUCCUUCCUCUUCUUGGACAUGGUGUUCCACGUUUGCCUCCAGGCAGAAAACCACCUGGCCCUCCCCCUGGUCCACCUCCUCCUCAAGUUUUGCAGAUGUAUGGCCAUAAAGUGGGCUAUGCCCUAGAUCUUCCUUCUCGUAGGUGAGAUGAAGACAUGUUAUAUAGUCCUGAACUUGCUCAGCGGGGUCAUGAUGAUGAUGUUUCCAGCACCAGUGAAGAUGACGGCUAUCCUGAGGACAUGGAUCAAGAUAAGCAUGAUGACAGUACUGACGACAGUGACACUGACAGAUCAGAUGGAGAAAGUGAAGGGGAUGAAUUUGUACACCGUGAUGAUAAUGAAAGAGACAACAAUGGAAAAAAGUCAGGUCUAAGUGUAUGAUUUGCAGAUAUGUCUGGAAAAUCAAGGAAGAAAAAGAACAUAAAGGAGCUGACUCCUCUUCAAGCGAUGAUGCUUCGCAUGGCAGGUCAGGAAAUCCCUGAGGAGGGACGGGAAGUAGAGGAAUUUUCAGAGGACGAUGAUGAAGAUGAUUCUGAUGACUCUGAAGCAGAAAAGCAAGCACAAAAACAGCAUAAAGAGGAAGCUCAUUCUGAUAGCACAUCUACUGCUUCACAGCAGCAGGCUCCCCCACAGUCUGUUCCUCCCUCUCAGAUACAAGCACCUCCCAUGCCAGGACCACCUCCUCUUGGACCACCACCUGCUCCACCUUUACGGCCUCCUGGACCCCCUACAGGCCUUCCUCCUGGACCACCUCCAGGAGCUCCUCCAUUCUUGAGACCACCUGGAAUGCCAGGACUCCGAGGGCCUUUACCCCGACUUUUACCUCCGGCACCACCACCAGGCCGACCCCCUGGCCCUCCCCCAGGUCCACCUCCAGGUCUGCCUCCUGGCCCUCCUCCUUGGGGACCUACACCAAGGCUACCUCCCCCUGCACCUCCAGGUAUCCCUCCACCCCAUCCCGGCAUGAUGUGCCCACCUUUGGUGCCUCCACUUGGACCUGCCCCCCCUGGGCUUUUCCCACCAGCUCCCUUGCCAAACCCUGGGGUUUUAAGUGCCCCGCCCAACUUGAUUCAGCGACCCAAGGCAGAUGAUACAAGUGCAGCCACCAUUGAGAAGAAAGCCACAGCAACCAUCAGUGCCAAGCCACAGAUCACUAAUCUCAAGGCAGAGAUUACUCGAUUUGUGCCCACUGCACUGAGGGUACGUCGGGAGAAUAAAGGGGCUACCACUGCUCCCCAGUCAGAGGAUGAUUCUGCUGCCAAAGCAGCCCCCAAAUAUGGUCCUUCUGUUCCUGUCUCAGUACAAACUAAGGAUGAUGUGUAUGAAGCUUUCAUGAAAGAGAUGGAAGGGCUACUGUGACAGAUUUUGA